AUGGCGGUACAAGUCGCUGAGGAUGAUGAUCACUUUCUCGGUCAGGCUGAAACCUACGGAUUAAUGGGUAUCUAUGGCGGACAUUUUGUGGGUCAGGCACUUGCCGCUGGCUUUGCAACGGUUGAAGAACCUAAGUUUGUGCAGUCUUUACACUGCUAUUUCCUGCUUCCAGGAGACCCGGGUGUGCCUAUUCAUUAUGCCGUGACGAGGUUGAGAGAAGGCCACGCUUCAGACGUGCGCAAUAUCGUUGCUUAUCAGAAAGGCCGUCCCGUAUUUCAGAUGAUGGCGAGUUUCAAAUUGCCAGAAGAGGGUGAUGAACAUCAACCUGAGAUGCCGAUUGUUCGUGAUGUAGAGUCUCUGCUGGAGGAGUUGAAUACACAGAAAUCUCCAUUCAACCCGCCGCCAACCCUGGCAGGCAGAACGGAAAUGGUGUUGGCGUCAGAUCACUUUAUGCAGCCCGCGUAUGUUGCUGGCCGAGCAGCGACACUGAAGUUGUGGAUGCGCUGUAAUAGUGAGCGAGCGCUUUCGCAUCGCGAGUCGCAGAUUGCGUUGGCCUUCAUGUCAGACAGUACGCUGAUGUUCAAUUCGGUCAUCCCACACGGGCAAUGGGUGUUGUUUGAUCAGCGCAGUAGUGCGGCUGCAGAUGGUCGAGGUAUGAAUCACGGUGAGUUGUACAACCGCGAGGGCCAGCUCAUUAUGACCGCUGUGCAGGAAGAUCAUAUCGCGACGAUUACUUUUAAUCGUCCAGAACAGCGAAAUGCGUACACGCCGGAAAUGGCGGUGAAGCUCACACAAUACCUGAGUGACUGUGACAAAGAUCCCGACGUGCGAGCGGUGAUCAUCACCGGCGCAGGCAAAGCGUUCUGUGUGGGUCUGGAUAUGAACGAUGUGCGUGAGCGCGGUAGUCGGGAAGACCCUGAUGCUGCCGAGGGGAACGCUGCGUUUUUUGAAAAACGAGAGGCUAACUGGGUCAAGGUCGAGCCAGACGCGCUGCCCAAAUUCGGCCGCCGUAACGCAAAUCCGUUUGGUACGGGCUAG
Messenger RNA from Symbiodinium pilosum, 1038 nucleotides. The record is from the annotation of a GenBank genome assembly. NCBI's taxonomy places the organism in Eukaryota, Dinophyceae, Suessiales, Symbiodiniaceae.